This is a messenger RNA of Carassius carassius (crucian carp), 3059 nucleotides long. RefSeq names its product cholesterol 25-hydroxylase-like protein 2. The record is from RefSeq and is a predicted model, not a curated record. Bases 478 to 1350 code for a protein of 290 amino acids. The transcript has a single exon. Gene Ontology annotation, molecular function: steroid hydroxylase activity; iron ion binding; C-4 methylsterol oxidase activity. Gene Ontology annotation, biological process: sterol biosynthetic process; cholesterol metabolic process. Lineage: Eukaryota; Metazoa; Chordata; Actinopteri; Cypriniformes; Cyprinidae.
AUCAUUUGAACUACAAUGUAUCAAUGAAUCAAUGUCCAUCUGUGUAUAUAUUAAAACUAAAUGCAGUGCAGAUGAUUCAAAUCAAAUAGACACUUCACGGAUUAUUGAGACAUCUCAGCAUUUUUCUUCCCACCUCUAGGUCAGAAAUGAGUAGAGCAGGAACGUUUCAGUUGGAUUUAUCCUCGAACUAACAAUGAAAAGAGCGUCCACACACAGACACACACACCAUACCAGAAGAGGAGCGUGGGGGGUGGGGGGGGUGGGAGAGAGAGAAAUGCUACAGAUGCAGGAGGUGGUGCUUGGACACAUUUUAGAGGCGUAAAGGCCUGCCUCAUUUGGCGCAGAUCAGAUCUUUUACAAAAAGCCACAUCCAGCACUCAAAACAAGAGAAAGUCGCCGCCGGCUGCUGCCAGCAUCCUCAUCCCACUGCAGGAGUAACAGCAGCCUGACUGUUGCAUCAACAACACAUAGCUGGACAUGAAUACCGGCGGUCUGCGUGGCAUUCUGGACAUCAGCAACACAACCUGGGCUCUGUCGGAGCGCUCCGUGCUGCAGCCCAUGUGGGAUUACCUUCAGCAGAACCACGAGAGCACCUUACGCUCUCCGCUGUUUCCCGUCAUCCUCUCGGUGUCCAUGUACCUGGUGCUGGUGUUCUUCUACACAGUGCUGGACCUGCUCGCACCUACCUGGCCCUCCAUCCAACGCUUCCAGAUCCAACAGGACCGCACUGUCACCUGGUCCAACAUCGGCUCCACUUUGGCACUCACCACCUACAACCAUCUGCUCUACAUCUUCCCCGCUGCCAUAGCCCAGUGGCUCUGGCGGCCGCCCGUGCCGCUGCCCCGCGAGGCGCCCACGCUCACCGCCUUCUUGCUGGGAAUCGUGGGCUGCACCGUGGUGUUCGACUUCCAGUACUACUUGUGGCACCUCCUGCAUCACCGCAUUGGCUGGCUCUACCGCACCUUCCAUGCACUCCACCACCAGUAUCGCCAAACCUUCAGCCUGGUUACGCAAUACUUGUCCGCUUGGGAGCUCUUCAGCGUUGGCUUCUGGACCACCGUGGAUCCUUUGCUCCUCCAGUGCCACUGUCUCACCGCCUGGGCGUUCAUGCUCUUUAACAUCUGGGUGUCAACUGAGGACCACUGUGGGUACGACUUCCCUUGGGCAAUGCAUCGUCUGGUUCCCUUCGGCCUUUGGGGUGGAGCGCUGCGGCACAAUGCUCACCAUCAGCAGCCGGGCACCAAUUUUGCACCUUUCUUCGCCCACUGGGACUGGCUGGGGGGAACCGCAACCAUGCCGGCUCCUGUAAAGACAAAAACACAGAAAGAAAGGGACGAAAAGGAAGCCUGAGGCUCUGCUUUCCAUUUCACACCCUCGCUCUCAUCUCUCUCUUCACUCCAUCUGUCCCGCCCUGUCUCGCAUGUUCCCCGUCUCUAUUCAUCUUCUCCCUGAACUGCAGAUCAAGUGUCUUACUAACAAACCAGUAGAGAAGCAAACAGCACAUUACCGGCAAAAGUGUCCUGCUCCUUGAAUGUACAAAGUAUCUUUUCUAGCAAAUCUAUUUUUCUAAAUAAUAAUAAUAAUAAAAAAAACUCUUUAGCAUUUGAUGGCCAAUUAGUGGAGUUUUGUGGCAUAUCUCAGGUUUGUAGUUUUGGCCUAAUGUCUUUCAAAACGAUGAUGUGUGUUCAAAAUGGCUUGUAUUCCAAUGCUUGUUAUUGUAAUUUGACAUUUUUUACUAAACUCAGGUCAAUAAAAUGCUGUUUUGUUUGUUAAGUUUACCUUCAGCUGUGUUGAUAUGCAUUUGAGGAUGCCUUGCAACCUAUGGAUUACUCAAAAAAAAAAAAAAUACACACACACACACUGACCAUUAUAAAUGUUAGAAAAGAGGAGCGUAUGAAGUAACUUUGCAUGUUGGCUGACACAGUUGGCUCACUGUGAUUGCUAGAAAGAACUAAGACUACUUACAUAAUCAUCCCUGCUGCUGUUUACAUUUGCUAAUAUAAAUUCAAAAUGUUCAACAGCACGAGUAAUUUUGAGCCUGAUAAUUGGGUUGACAUAGUCAUUGAAAAGUUUAAGGCACAAUUUACUCAGCCUAAUGUCAUUCCAACUUUGUAUUACUGUCUUUCUUUCAUGAAACAUAAAAUUAGAUGUUUGCCAGAAUGUCCGAGCUGCUCUUCCAGCGAAAGUGGAUAGUGAUUUAGUUGUAAAAUCAAGACAAAAUGCACAACAUUUCAUGACUUCUGAAGCCAUACAGUAUAUGUGUUUGACAAACGGACCAAAGUUUAAGCCACCAGAGCGCUUAAGAUAUGUUUACUUUAAAACUGAUGCAUCAUUCCUGGUUGUUCAUCACUGAGGCUUAAUACUAUCUGUUCUUGAAUGUCACAUGACCAAUCAAGUAAAAAAAAAAAGUGACUGUAUAUAACAUUGGAGAACUGCAUAAGGUAUUAAAGGAAUAAGUCAUACAUAUGUCAUAAUUUACUUACUGUUAUUCCAACGUUUUGUUCAAUGAAACAAUCUGAUGUUUGAGCUGCUCUUACAGUGGAAAUAGAUAGUUUUAUACUGCCAAGUUGUAAAAAAAAGAGACUCCAUUAAAUAUGAGUUUUGCACUUUAUUUUUUCUUUUCACUUUUUGAUAUAUCAUGCCAAGUGGUAUGUUAUGAAGGCUGAACAACAUUGGUUGACACUUGAGAACUGCAUUAGGCUUAAAGAGACCCAAAAUGAGCCAAAAAUGUGACACCUUCAUGACAUUCCAACUCUAUUUCCUUCUUACUUCCAUGAAACACAACAUGAGACAUUCGGCAGAAUAUCUGAGCUGCUCUUCCACUGAAACUACAUGGUGAUUUAUUCUGCCAGGCUUUAAAAACAAAAGACAAAAAAGCACCAUAAAUUGAUAGUUGUGCACCAUAUUACGAGACUUCUGAAGCCAUACCAUAGAUUUGUGUCCAAAAGAGAGCUCUAAAAAAUCUCAUUAGCAAUUAUGGUAAAUAUAAAAAGGCACUUUUUUACAUAUUGGAUGCUAAUGUUAUAUUGGUUCUCAUAUAUCACCUAAUAAAAUCAUGC